CCACAACCUGGGUUUCGCCUUUUGAGUUCAGUCCACAACUAUUAACAGAGGGAGAAACAAGGAGCUUUGAUGCAAACUUAAGGUUUUGUCUUUGCGCUUUCAACUCGAAAAAUACGCUUUUCUGCGCAGAAGUUCUGUUUAAAAAAACAAAACAACAGAACGUCGGACUGGGUUCAUUUGCGUUGGUGUGCGCAAUGAUGGCCACUUACCAAAGUCCGGAGGAGGACCAAAUGGCCUUAAUGAUCCAUGACACCAACACCACCAAGGAGAAGGAGCGACCCAAAGAGGAGCCGGACCAGGACAAGGCGGCGGAGAAGCCGGAUCCGUCCCAGAAACCGCCGUACUCCUACGUCGCUCUCAUCGCCAUGGCCAUCCGGGAGAGCGCAGAGAAGCGCCUCACGCUGUCCGGUAUCUACCAGUAUAUCAUCAGCAAGUUCCCGUUUUAUGAGAAAAACAAGAAAGGCUGGCAGAACAGCAUCAGGCACAACCUGAGUCUCAACGAGUGCUUCAUCAAGGUUCCCAGGGAGGGUGGCGGCGAGAGGAAGGGGAACUACUGGACCCUGGACCCGGCCUGCGAGGACAUGUUCGAGAAGGGGAACUACAGGAGGCGGCGCAGGAUGAAGCGGCCUUUCAGACCCCCGCCAGCUCACUUCCAGCCGGGGAAGGCCCUGUUCGGAGGGGACGGCUACGGCUACCUGACUCCACCCAAGUACCUGCAGUCCAGCUUCAUGAACAACUCCUGGUCGUUAGGCCAGCCGCCCACCCCGAUGUCCUACACGUCCUGUCAGAUGGCCGGCGGCAACGUCAGUCCGGUGAACGUAAAGGGGCUGACGGCCCCCUCAUCCUACAACCCCUACUCCCGGGUGCAGAGCAUGGCGCUGCCCAGCAUGGUGAACUCUUACAACGGCAUGAGCCACCACCACCCGCAUCAUGCGCAGCAGCUGAGCCCGGCCACGGCGGCCCCUCCACCGGUCUCCUCCAGUAACGGAGCCGGGCUGCAGUUCGCCUGCUCCCGGCAGCCCGCGGAUCUCUCCAUGAUGCACUGCUCUUACUGGGAACACGAGACCAAACACUCGGCGUUACACACGAGGAUUGAUAUUUAAACCUCUGGGACUGUCCUCUGUACAAAUGAAGACUGUGAGAGUUGUUUCCUGUGAUUUCAAAACAGAACCAACAGUAUUUUCUUUCUUUUUUUAUUAUUAUUUUUUAAGAGGCCGCGCUGGUGAGCUGCUUGGGUCCAACUGAUGGAGAAAUACGAGAGCGCGUCACAAAAUGGAAGGGAUCGGCCUCCGUCAGGUUGCACAAGCCUCGGACUGAUGGUCACAACUUCAUUCUCUCCUUACUGUGAUAUGAAAACUUUUUUUUUUUUGUUGCGGACAUGCUGACACAUCCCCACCUGCAGCUAACUUCCCCUUUCUUUUUCUUUUCUUUUUUUGGUAUGCGUAAAGAGUUCUCUAACUUUUACGCACGGCUUCACACCGAGUGUUUCCUGAUGAGAUGAUCUAAGAUGGUUUUUUUUUCUAAACCAAGGCUUGAAUCUGUAAUUAGAGCAGGGCCCGUUUUGACCUAAAAUAAGCAGCACAGAUAAAGGCCUGCACAGUCCAAAAGUUCUGGGCUUUAGAAAGUUUUCUU
Messenger RNA from Cyprinodon tularosa, 1632 nucleotides. It is a transcript of the gene foxl2a, whose product is annotated as forkhead box L2a. The transcript has a single exon. Lineage: Eukaryota; Metazoa; Chordata; Actinopteri; Cyprinodontiformes; Cyprinodontidae. The record is from RefSeq and is a predicted model, not a curated record. Gene Ontology annotation, biological process: cell differentiation; anatomical structure morphogenesis; regulation of transcription by RNA polymerase II. The coding region runs from base 195 to 1103 and encodes 302 amino acids. Gene Ontology annotation, molecular function: RNA polymerase II cis-regulatory region sequence-specific DNA binding; DNA-binding transcription factor activity, RNA polymerase II-specific.